CAUCAUCCCUCUCCCCCGGGUAGCCCCCCCACGUGACCUCAGCUGACCAAUAGGAAGCGGCGGAAGGCGAUAUAGCCCGCCCAGGAGGGCCCGUUCCCUCCUUUCCGCCGGGCGGCGCGGCGCAAGAUGGCGGUGCAGAUCUCCAAGAAGCGCAAGUUUGUCGCUGAUGGCAUCUUCAAAGCUGAGCUGAACGAGUUCCUGACUCGCGAACUGGCUGAAGAUGGCUACUCGGGAGUAGAAGUCCGGGUCACUCCAACCAGGACCGAGAUCAUCAUACUCGCCACCAGGACCCAGAAUGUCCUGGGUGAGAAGGGGCGCCGCAUCCGGGAGCUGACAGCUGUCGUGCAGAAGAGGUUUGGCUUUCCUGAGGGAAGCGUUGAGCUCUAUGCCGAGAAGGUGGCCACAAGAGGUCUGUGCGCGAUCGCUCAGGCAGAGUCCCUGCGGUACAAGCUUCUGGGAGGCUUAGCGGUGCGUCGAGCUUGCUACGGUGUCCUCCGCUUCAUCAUGGAGAGCGGCGCCAAGGGCUGCGAGGUGGUCGUCUCGGGCAAACUCAGAGGUCAGCGUGCCAAGUCCAUGAAAUUCGUGGAUGGUUUGAUGAUCCACAGCGGGGACCCCGUGAAUUACUACGUCGACACAGCCGUGCGUCACGUCCUUCUCCGGCAGGGUGUAUUGGGAAUCAAAGUAAAGAUUAUGUUGCCUUGGGACCCAAGCGGAAAGAUUGGCCCCAAAAAGCCUCUGCCAGAUCACGUCAGCAUCGUGGAACCCAAAGAAGAGAUCUUGCCCACCACUCCCAUUUCAGAGCAGAAAGGUGGCAAGCCAGAACAGCCGGCCAUGCCUCAGCCAGUUCCCACUGCCUGAGGGGUUUUGCAGCAUCUGCAAGCAGAAGCUUGGCUGUCCUGAAAACAUCUCUUAAUAAAAUCACAAAAGACAGCG
Molecule: messenger RNA, 933 nt
Organism: Anas platyrhynchos (mallard)
Lineage: Eukaryota; Metazoa; Chordata; Aves; Anseriformes; Anatidae
Gene: RPS3
Product: ribosomal protein S3
Biological process (GO): positive regulation of apoptotic signaling pathway; translation
Cellular component (GO): nucleus; cytosolic small ribosomal subunit
Molecular function (GO): RNA binding; structural constituent of ribosome
Source: RefSeq, a predicted model, not a curated record